CUUAAAAGGCCCUCCGCCGGCAUCCAAGGCGACGCCCUCCAGCACCACUCUCACAUAACAAGCUAGUGAGCACCGGAGCAGGGAAGCAAGCACCUCCCAGCGACGUACGUGCGUUCCCUGUUGCCGAUGUCGUCCUAGGUAGCUUGGAUCCACAUGGACUCCCCGCAAAAGAAGCUCGGAUCCACCAUGGACGGCGAGAUGCCACAUCUGCUGCCUGUGACGACGGUGAGUGAGACCGUGCCCAAGGACACGCUGGCCCCUCCUCCGGAGGCUGUCGUGAUUGUCAGCGCUUACGAGUUCUACCCCGCCUUCGUCGUCCUCCUCUACUACGCCCUGCACUACGCCAUGAUCUCCGCACGGUCCAUCUUCUUCCUGCUGACGCACGCGGAGGCGGUGGCCGCAGAGGUGAGCGCCCUGGACAUCGGGAUCGUGUGCUGCGCCGUGCUCCAGGCGGCCGCGGCGGUGCUGGCUGUGCAGCUCCCGUGCCACCGCGUCUGGGUCAGCUACGCCUUCGCCUACCUCGCCCUCGCGCUCACCAUCGUCGGCCAGUGCAUGUUCAUCGACCCAGGGGACGCCAUCUUCAUCAGCGCUGUGGGCGACCUCAUGUGCUUCCUGGCCCUCCUCCUGGUAGGUGACAAGUAAUUUGAACUAAAACCACGACGAGUAAUUUGGAAUUGAGGGAGUAGGACAGAGAAGCAGGUCAAGCAGAGUAUGUAUGUACGUGGCCGAUUAGUUCAGUUCUGUUAGAAGGCAUAGAGGAAUUUGGUGGAAUAGUUCGUUGUAUUGCUUGAGCAUCGUGGGCAUAUAUAUAUAAGAGUACAUGAUCUAUUUAGAGUA
Triticum aestivum (bread wheat) is the source of this 837-nucleotide messenger RNA. RefSeq lists its product as uncharacterized. Lineage: Eukaryota; Viridiplantae; Streptophyta; Magnoliopsida; Poales; Poaceae. The coding region runs from base 154 to 642 and encodes 162 amino acids. The transcript is spliced from 3 exons. The record is from RefSeq and is a predicted model, not a curated record.